This is a messenger RNA of Iphiclides podalirius (scarce swallowtail), 1296 nucleotides long. NCBI's taxonomy places the organism in Eukaryota, Metazoa, Arthropoda, Insecta, Lepidoptera, Papilionidae. The record is from the annotation of a GenBank genome assembly.
AUGAUAGCAAGACCGUGGACGGACGAUUUACCGAAAUGCAAAAAUACCUGUGUCGCCUCGUAUUUCUCCCAAAUCGGUGGAAGUGUUAAUACCACGGAUGAUUACCUCUGCUUUUAUUGCCAAACAGAAGAUGGAUCUUGUUUGUAUGGAGUGUUUGAACCGCACAAUGGUUUGGAUGCAGCAAGAUUCAUUAUGCAGAGGAUGGCAGUGGAGAUGUUAUUGCCACCCCCUUCUAUCAGCAAUACAGAUGAAGAGAUAAGAGACAGAUUGAGAAAUGCAUUCGUAUCUGUGGAGAAGGCAUAUAUAGAAAACUAUGAUGGCAUGAUAGCAGAAAGAACCAGCUUACAAUAUAGACUACAGACAUUAAAUGAAACACAGAUAUCGCAGAACUGCGACAACAUCCUCUCCCGUCUGAAGGAGAUAGACCAGCACCUGUCCGGCGGUGCGACUGUUGUCAUAGCGCUGGUUCACAACAACAAGCUGUUCGUGGCCAACGUGGGCGAAACCAGGGCUCUGCUGUGUAGGACCGACGACAACUCGGUGCUGAGGGUGGUCCAGUUGACGGUGGACCACAGCCUGAACAACGAGGACGAGCUGCUCCGUCUCUCCCAGCUGGGCCUCGACGUCAACAAGCUGAGGAACGCUCAGUACUUGGGAAACCAGUCCGGUACCAGGUGCCUGGGCAACUACCUGGUGAAGGGUCUGUACAAGGCGUUCCCAAAUAUCGGCACAGCCACCGCGGAGCCAGUAGUGGCUGCUCCUGAGAUCCACGGUCCCAUCGCCCUGGACGAGUCAUGCAGGUUCCUGGUGCUAGUCAGCGCCGGCGUCCACAAGCGCAUCCAGGAGAUGAGGGGCGGCAGCGAGCAGACCAACAAGCAGCUCGCCCAGAUCGUGGUCGAGUGCUUCCGCCGCCAGCCGGACUUCGCCCAAGUGAGCCGCUGCGCUCUGGAGGAGAUCGAGAGCGAGUUCGUGGCCCACUGCGCGCGGAACAACCUCACACCGAAGGCGAACACGCACGUGACGCUGCUGAUAAGGAACCUCAACUUCGGGGGCGAAGCGCCGCGGCCGGAGCGCUGCGGUGUCCGCUUCAACCCGGUGGUGCAGUCCAAGUGCGACACGCUGGAGGGGGGCGGAGCGCCCUGGCCCAGCGGCUCGGAGCGCUCCGCCUCGCCGGACGCGGCCGAGGCGCCCGCGCCGGACAGGCAGCGCAGGAUAAGGGGCUACGUCGACUUCGGCUGCUACUACGAGAACGUGGCGAAGGCGAGGAAGAACGGCACGCUGCCCAGUUUCAUCAAG